Aphanomyces astaci is the source of this 4947-nucleotide messenger RNA. RefSeq lists its product as hypothetical. Lineage: Eukaryota; Oomycota; Saprolegniomycetes; Saprolegniales; Verrucalvaceae. Gene Ontology annotation, molecular function: chloride channel activity. Bases 36 to 4592 code for a protein of 1518 amino acids. The transcript is spliced from 7 exons. The record is from RefSeq and is a predicted model, not a curated record. Gene Ontology annotation, biological process: chloride transmembrane transport.
GUUCAAUCAGCUGGCUGUUCGCAGAAAGAUCCGCCAUGAGCAGCAGUACGAAUGGGGUCGUGACGCCGAUCCCUGACGUCCUCGUGGAGGCCACGGACCUACCACCGCCUCCGUUAUCGUUGAAGAGACCUUCAUUGAACGAGCCAAACCCUCCGCUACCCGAGCCAUCGCCGCCGUUGCCAUUGCCGUCGACGUUGCCAGACUUGACGUCCCAGGCCGUCACACCUGUGUCAGCGCAGUCUAAAACAACGCUAGAACUCGAACAAGACGAACUUCGGUCGAAGAUCCGAGCGCAUGUCGGUCAGUCGCUGCGUGUCAUGCGGGAACAGAAGCGGCGCGAGAGUCGGCGGUUCUGUGGCAUGUCACGCGCAGAUGUGUUUGAAUGGCUCCGCGCGGUACUGUGCUGCUCGGAGGCCGACUCAGCCGACACCGCCGACGACAGCGACUCCAAGAUCUUCACGACCAAGAAAUUUCUCGGUGGCGUCGAGGAGUUUUCUUGCCUGACGGACCGCGAGCUGUCGCAGUUGGCGCGACUCGCAGAAAUGCGAUCUUUCGCUCGUGACGAAGUGAUUGUCUUGGACGAAGCGGAAGCAGAUGGGAUGUACAUUCUCAUGUCGGGCAAGGCCACGAGGGCGUACGUGGUCGCGGGAUCGGUGCUGGACGACAUAUCGUUGCCGAUGGAACCCAUCGAGUACCAAGAAGCGUUUGGAAUGAAUGUGCCUGCGAUUACCAAGGGCGACGAGCGCGUCGAGUCGACCGUCACAGCAGUGUCGGAACACGCCGAGUGCCUGUGGCUGCCGCACUUGGUCGUGCGGAUGCUCAACAUCCAACCGCGCAUGGACUAUGAGUUUGUCUUGAUCUUGAACAACCAAGAUGGGAUCUCGGACGCCGACUACAAGCAGCAAGAGGUGGUGCUGUCCAACAUUCUACGAGCUGGUAUUCACGUGACGGUGUUGGCCAACACGCGCAACACGGUGGGGAAGAUCAUCCUCCUGCUCAAUGCGCCGCUGUGGCUUCUCGCGCGAGAGGACAAGCUCAUGAAAAUGGAGCGUAUCGUGGAGUACCAUUCCGAGGAAGACGCCAAGUCGUUGGGCGACGAGUACGGCGCGAAUGCCGAGACAAUGACGGCCGCCGAUCGCAUCGCGGCGUUCGCGUCCAUCUUGACCAGGCCCGCCGCGGACCGUCCCCCCGGCGCGGGCCUCCGGGGGAUUGAAAACAACCAGGACCCGGUCGUCCAUGACGUGUUUCCCCUGCACGACCCGAACGUGACGGACUUUAUCACGUCGUCGUGGUUCAAGGAGGCGCUGUCGGCGUCGACGCGACGGCUGUUUCUCUUGCGUACCAAAGAUCACUUUGGGUUGCACAUUGCAUUUUACACGGCAUUCAUCCGGCUAUAUUGUGCGUCGCUGAGCACGCCAUGCCUUGUGGGCAUCGGUUUGUGGGUCGUGUGGCGGCAAGUCGAUUACCACAGCUACAUGCAGGCGCUGGGUAUCUACGGCCUCCUGGUCGCGUUUGUGUGGGCGCCGUCCGUGCUGAAGCGGUGGAAGCGGUACCAGUACUCGUUGCUUGUCGAGUGGGACCUGCUCCAAGCCAAGGAGGUCGAGUAUCCGAACCAAGAGUUCAAGGACUACGUCGUGGAAACAAUCAACGUGGCCAACGAAGGCGACCCCCCCGAUUACGUCGAUGUGAAAAUGUACGACCGGCGACGGCGGUACCCAAAGUACAUUCUCUUUGGCGUGUUUUCCGUCGUGUGCUGUAUCCUCUUGUUUGUGUUUGUGAUGCUGUACUGCCAAUGGUACAUCAUUGCCGUGAUGACCCCCAUGUGCGACGACCCGCGAUGCCCGGCCUUCCUAGACUCGCACAAUUGUGUCAACCAGUGCGAGUUGCUGCUUCAGCAAGGCAAAACGUAUAACUUUCUACGAGACAUUCGCGAGUCUGUCCGCGGUUGCCAGGGAUACUGUGACACGGCGACGUUCGACCCGGCGUACUAUGACUGCGACAGGGCGCUGGUCGGGUGCUUUUCCACCGAGCGGGGCGUUGUGGGUACGGCACGGUGGACGUAUGUGCUCGUCCAGGGCAUUGUGCUGGGCCUGACGCUCGACAUUUUGUUUCUGGCCAUCUUUGAAUUGAUUGCGUCGGUCUUCAACAAGUGGGAAAACUACGCAACGCUUCAAGAAAACAACCGCCGCUUCGUGGAGAAGAUCUUCUUGUUCAACUGGGUGGGGUACUUUUACUGGUUCUUCCUCCUCGCGUUCUUGUACACGCCAUACGGCGGCGAAGUCCAAGAGUUUAUUCGGGUUCACAUUGACACGAAUAUGUGGUUUACAGGUAACGGUCGGUUCAAAUUUAGUCGGUACUGGGUAUCGGGGCUAGUGGGCAUGGAUUCUGCGUUCGUGACGCCCCUGAUUGUCACCCAAGCCCUCAACCUGGUCAUCAACACGUUCGUCCCUUUCUUACUGCGUCGCGCGGUCGUAUCGGCGCGGGACACGUACUUGGUGAGCAAAGAUCAACUCAGCCUCAAGCUCAAGAACGGGUUGAAAAUGCACUUUCAAACGGCAGUCAACCUCACGCAAAGCGCGGUGAAUUUGACGCAAACCGCCACCCAAACUGCCGCGGGGUCGGUGGUCCGGCACAGCAAGCAAGCGCUGCGGGCGCUGCGCAUGUCGAUGCCCGGGGCGACCGAAGAUGACUUGGCGGCCGCAGUGGCGGCGGUGACAGACGAAGUUGACCAGUCGAACGACUUGACGGAUAUGGAAAAGGAGGAGCUGGCGCAGUUUCUGUCGGAAAAGAAACCCAUCCGCGCCGCAGAUGUCGAGGCCACGAUCGAAUCGUUGUUUGCCAACUUGUCGAGCCACCAUAGCCGCAUGAAUCAGAUUUGUUUGAAUGUGAAACGGGACGACUUGGACGUGUACCAAGUGACCAGCUACGACUGGAUCGACCGCGUGACCCAAGACAUCGAACACAACAAGAAGAACGAAAGCAUUUGGGAAGAUCCGUUGCACAAAGCAGCCGCCGCGUCGGGUGGCCGGCCGUCGUUCCGGCUGCGCCUAAUUAAAGAAUGGCACUGCCGCAACUACGUGUACAAUGCCGACCGCAUCAUGGAAGAGUCCAGCAUGCCCGUGUACUCGCCGCAGGGGGACUUGCUGCACAUGGCUAUCCAGUUCAGCUACGUGACCAUGUUCAGCGUCAUCUGGCCGUUCUGUGCCUUGUGUGCGUUCUGCAACAACACGGUUGCCUCUCGCUUUGACGCGAUCAAGAUGGUCAUCGACUGCAAGCGAUCGGUACCUCGUCGGAUGAUUGGCAUCGGGCCCUGGCUCGGCGCGUUCACAUUUGAGGCACUCGUGGCGACGAUGGUCGUGCCCGCCAUCUUUGUGUACGUGACUGGCCAAAUGGACUCGUUCAGCCCCGAGUGUCCGAUCUCAGAACUGGACUACGGUCCCGUGACCAACUGCUUUCCGCUGAUCUGGCGCCUCUUGGCAUUUUGUGUGUUGGAAAACGUGGGUAUUGCCAUUUGCUUCUUUGUGUACCUCCGCAAGAGCGACAUCUCUACCGACACAUCGCUCAAGAUUCAGGAGCAUUCGAGGCGCGUCAAGUACAACGUCCGGAAGAGUGUGCGCACGAUCGGCGAGCACAUCCUCGUGCGUGUGCAGCAUCGCCACAACACCCCCGCCGACCACGUCCCCCCGUCGGGGGCUGCCCAACAAAGCGACGGCGAGUGGCGACAAGGCACCGUCGCUUGGGUCAAGAACGGUCGCAUUAAAGUCAACUUUUACUCGCACGGGUUGUUUGGCCAAGAAUCGCAUUCUGCCGAGCACGAAGUGUGGCUGCAGCAUGAACAGUAUGCGCUCAAGCCCCCAAUUCCCGUCCGCGUGUUUGAGAUGCACAUGCCGGUGCUGCUGGCGUCGGCCAAGAAAGGGCGGUGGCUCGAAGGCCAUAUCGUUGGCCUCGACACUGUGAACCGGUUCGGCAAAGAAAUCGUCCACCGCCCCAACGAGAUGCACUUGUCGAUCGUUGAAGGCCGCAACCUCCGGUCCAACAUGAUGCGAAACGUGUUGGAUCCGUACUGCGUCGUCACGUGCGGCACGUUCAAGCACAUGACAAGCAUCAAGCGCCACACGUUGAACCCGUUGUGGAACGAACAGCUCGUAUUCGGCAUGGCCGAGAAGGAUCUGGCGGCGUCCGGUGGCAAGCUCCUCCUGAGUGUGUACAACCACGACACGUUGUCCCUGGGCGAGUGCAUUGGGGAAGCCGAAAUCGACUUGAAAGCCUACCUGGACGGCGGCAAAAAGGACAAACUGUGGGUGCCGCUGCUGCUCAAGAAGACAAUGCUAAACCUCGACGUGCUCAGCAACGCUGUGCACAAGCUCGCGCUCGGGGACAACUACCCCGACACUCCCCAGAUCCUCGUCGAGCUGCAGUGGAUCGACACGCGGUUCCCGGCGCAGGUGCAUGUGGCCGUCAAGGACGACGGCCACGACGCCCCCCCGCGUGUGCUCAACCGAAAGCACUGCGAAAAAAGGCUGUGCUACGGCAUCCACGCGCACGAAAUCAAGCAAGGCCGUAUCUUUGACACCAAAGACAAUGUCUCAUAAGAGUGGAGAACGACGACACGAGACGAAAAACGAAGAGGGAUGGAACCAGCUUGACUUUGUGUGUGCUUUUUUAUAUUAGUUGUAUUAAAUAUCAAUUUCGUGGUGCCGAAAUUGAGCUUGUUGACCCUGGGAUGGCGCGGUUGGUUGGUUGUCGAUAGUUACAUAAAUAAGUGCCAUUCAGGGUCGUCCAAUGGUUCGUCGCUGAUGGCCCCAAACUUGACGGACGGCGGUGUCACAUUGAACACAUCCACGUCGUCGUCGUCCGCUUCGUCCGUGCCUUGGUACCCGCCGUGUCGGACGCAGUACCCCAUCAUGUAGCGCCACAACGCAUGGCGGGACAGCACGGCGGGGUGCC